Microstroma glucosiphilum is the source of this 2164-nucleotide messenger RNA. Its product is annotated as DUF455-domain-containing protein. The record is from RefSeq and is a predicted model, not a curated record. The coding region runs from base 83 to 1849 and encodes 588 amino acids. The transcript has 3 exons. Gene Ontology annotation, molecular function: 2 iron, 2 sulfur cluster binding. NCBI's taxonomy places the organism in Eukaryota, Fungi, Basidiomycota, Exobasidiomycetes, Microstromatales, Microstromataceae.
CUCAGAUGCUCGGAAAGUGAACCUCGAUUGCCACCCCCUUGUUUCUCAUACGAUACAUUCCUUUAGAUUCUCCUCUUGCGAUAUGGCGUCUGAUGCUGUAUCCACCGCUUCUGCGCCCUGGAUCACAAUAGGCAGCGUCGCCUCGCUCCUGUCUUCGCAUCGUCAUCACAUCACUCUUCGCACCACGACUACUCAGCCCACCCUCUACCACUCAAUACUUCUCUUCAGCUUUACGAACCCCGCUGCAGCUUCCAACAAUGGCGGGGCGGCAGCUGUCUCCCGGAAGCGCACCUGGUACGCCAUGGUCUCGCAGUGUCCCCAUCUAGGUGCACCGUUGGAGUCCGCACCAGUGCGGCGAGUCGAGUCUUCGAAUGACAAGCUUACGGCGAGUGAAAAGGACGAUGGCGGCGAUGGCGAUGAUCUUGGCUUUGGUGAAGAGGACGGCGAUGACAUAGAGGACGCCGUGAUCAUCUGUCCAUGGCAUGAGUACGACUUCGAUUUGAGGUCAGGAGAGAGCUCGACGGGGCUUCAGGCAUGUACCUACCAAGUACGUGUAGUGGGAGAGGGAGACGAGGCCAUGGUGGAGGUAGAGAGCAUGGUCAGAGAGGACGAUGCUAGACCGACGCAAUGGGAGGUGACCGAGGUGCGAGCGGUCAGUGAAGCCUUCCCGGAUCGAGCUCUUGCCUCGCGUCAGGUAGCAGCAGAGUCUCUGCACAUGCAUGCCAAUGCCCUUUCGAUAGCAGACGAGCAAUCCACUGGUCCUGCAGCGAAUGCUUCUUCAUCGGUCCUUCCUCCAGAGCCUCGACCGAGGACCUUGAUUGCAUGGGCCUGCCUCAUUCUGAACACCUCAAAUCCAGCGACGAAAGUCGCAUAUACGAGGAUGGCUGCGGACGCAUUUCGGUCUGGAGACUGCAAGACUGUAGGAGGCGGAAGAUGGCAGACGGAUACUUCAGCGGCCACGCCGGCAGCUGUGGACGGUACUGGCAGUCCCCCUUCCCGCACGUGGAUCUCAAAGCCCGAAGAGACACCACCUCACACCCCUCCCCGAGAGGCUCACAUCACCACCGUCAGGCCCGGGCAAGAAGCAAAGCGUGGGAAGUGGGGCACGCUCAAGUCGCGCAUUGCAAUGCUGCAUUCUUUAGCCAACAUCGAGCUCUGGGCGAUUGACCUCGGAUGGGAUAUCAUUGCGCGCUCCCCGCGUCUCUUUGCCGAGUUCUGCGAACAGCAAGGCUUGCCUUCUGUGGGACAAAGGGUCAAGCUACCUCUCGAAUUUUACAAUGAUUUCGUCAAACUUGCGGUGGAUGAGGCCAAGCACUUCUCCCUCCUCGUGGACCGGCUUGGGGCCAUGGGAGCCAACUUUGGCGAUCUGGAGGUGCAUCAGGGUCUCUGGGACACUGCGCUACAGACGGAACACGCCUUGACUGCUCGUUUGAGCAUUAUUCAUCUGGUCAAUGAGGCGAGGGGUCUGGACGUCAACCCAGUCACGAUCAUGAAAUUCCAAAAGGCGGGUGACGAGGACAGCACCAAGGUGUUAGAGAUCAUCCAUCGUGAUGAGGUGACGCAUGUGACCAUUGCUCACCGCCACCUUCUGCACCUCUGCUCCCUGCCAUCGCCCCCGCUCAACCCCAUAGAAGUAUUUCGUCAAGAGGUGCGCCAGAAUUUUGCGGGAAGACUCAAAGGGCCGUUCAACGCAACGGAUCGCGCAAAAGCAGGGAUGGGGAGAGAGUGGUACGAAGACCUGGUCGGGGAGCGCAACAGGCGCGAGGAGAGGGAGAAGGAGAAGGAGGGCCUAUCAAAGGGGUCUGCCGUGGCUCAAGGUGUACUGAGGGAAGAGAUUGCGGGCGGAUGAGGGGGCACAGCGCCUGUUUGAACGCGACACGAGCCAUGGAAGGCACUUCACAAUCUAUUGUAGCAUCAAGACGUCUCAUAAUGACCCGUUUUAUUGCUCCACGAAGGCUCGUCUACUCUUCAGUCACCACUGCGCCCUCUUCUGUGACGACGAGGAAUUCGCUCCUGCACUUGAUGUCCUCCUUUGCAAACUCCUCUACGAUCGUCUUUGCGAUGCUCUCUUGGUUUUCUGUAGCGAGAGCCAAGAUAGUGGGACCGGCUCCUGAGAGGCAGAUGCCGAGCAGGCCUGGAUGGGACUGGGGUGUGACCGAUGACA